AUGUUUUCUAUGGAAGAAAAUCCAUCUGAUAAUACAAUAAAUGAGAUCAAUUAUACUAAUAAUGAAGAUUGCAAAAAUCCGGAACAACAAAGUUUAAAAAAUAUAGACUCAAGAUCAUCACUAAAUUCUUCUCUUACACAAGUUCUAUCAACUGAUACCGCCGAUAAUGACGAAUCCUCAAGCUAUCAAAAUCCUGAUUAUUUUAAAAAUAAAUAUCAAGAAUUUGGAUUUAUCUUCUCAGGAAUGAUAGGUCAGCUGCUAAGUCAAGCUGGUUUAACACAGACUUUAUCCAUAAUGAAUGUAUUAGCUAAAGAACUAGAUUCUACUAGCUCGAGGCAAGCAUGGUUGAUGUCCUCUUUCCCAUUAGCACUAGGGUCUUUUAUUUUAGUAAGUGGUAGACUAGGGGACAUAUAUGGAUUAAAAAAAAUUUUACUAGGAGGUUAUAUUAUUACAACUGUAUGGUCAAUUAUAUGUGGGCUAUCUUCUUACGCACAUAACGAUGCUUUUUUUAUUACAGCCAGAGCUUUCCAAGGUCUAGGCUUAGCAUUUGCAUUACCAAACAUGAUUGGUUUGAUUGGAACAAUUUAUAGACCUGGAUGUUUCAGAAAAAAUAUGAUUAUAAGUAUAAUUGGAGCAAUGUCUCCAACAGGUGCUACUUUAGGGGGGUUGUUUGCAGGUCUUACGGUGAAGUAUGAUAAAAGCAAUUGGCCUUGGAGUUUUUAUGCUUUUGGAUUAAUUUCAUUUGUAAAUUUGAUUAUAUCCUGGUAUUGUAUCCCAAAUAGUAUCCCAACUAAUAUUCAUGGCCUAAAAAUGGAUUGGCUUGGAUCUGUGCUAGGUGUUUUUGGAUUAAUUAUUUUAAAUUUUGUUUUUAACCAAGCACCAAUAGUUGGAUGGCAAAGUGCUUACAUUAUUGUCCUUUUGGUUUUAUCAUUUUGUGCGUUGGUUAUAUUUGUAGUUUAUGAAGUAAAGUAUGCAAAAACACCUUUAAUUCCAAAAGCUAUAUCUUCAAAUCGUGGUAUGUUAAUGAUUCUAUUUUCUUUGUUCUGUGGUUGGGGUUCAUUCGGUAUUUGGACAUUUUAUUAUUUUUCGUUUGAAUUGAAUUUGAGACACUAUAGUCCACUUUGGGCAGGGUCAUCUUAUUUUAUUUUCGUUAUUUCUGGCUCAACUGUGGCAAUAGUCUGUGGGUUGACCAUUAAAAAAAUCAAACCUUCUGUUUUGUUUUGUUGUUCAAUGAUGGGAUUCUUAGGUGGUAAUAUUAUAUUUGCUGCUACUCCAGUUAACCAAACUUUUUUCAGAAAUAUGCUAGGCUGUAUGUUUUUAUUACCAUUAGGUAUGGACUUCUCCUUUCCUGCAUCUUCUAUCAUUUUAAGUGAUUCAUUACCAAUGCAAUAUCAGGGUAUGGCUGGUUCGUUAGUUAAUACCGUUAUUAAUUAUUCUACUUCAAUUUGCUUAGGUAUGGCUGGUACUGUUGAAAUGAAGCAUAAUUCUCAUGGUAAAGAUUUGUUAAACGGCUACAGAGCUGCCAUUUACUUUGCCAUCGGUUUAGCCGGGCUUGCAGUCUGCGUCAGUGGCGGUUAUAUGAUUGAAUGCCUUUGGAAAGAUAGAGUAUUAUCAUUAGAGGAGAAUAAGCAGACAGACAUUGAGUCAAGCUAA
Molecule: messenger RNA, 1653 nt
Organism: Henningerozyma blattae CBS 6284
Lineage: Eukaryota; Fungi; Ascomycota; Saccharomycetes; Saccharomycetales; Saccharomycetaceae
Product: MFS transporter
Exons: 1
Coding region: 1-1653 (550 amino acids)
Biological process (GO): transmembrane transport
Cellular component (GO): membrane
Molecular function (GO): transmembrane transporter activity
Source: RefSeq, a predicted model, not a curated record